GGCCAGUUGCGGACUCGACUCUUAUACGAGACACACAAGAGAACCUGCCGUGAUUCCAUUUCCCCCCCCCCCUCCGCUCUCUUCAAAUUGAAACAUUGAAGGAACAUCAAAAAAUUAAAGGAUUAUUUUCUCAUUUCAAAAAACAUUUGCAUCAGUGAGUGACGUUAGGAUAACCUUAUCCGUCCAAGUGUUUGUUGCGGUGCGCGAGUGUCAAAGGACAAGAUUACGUUUAAAACAAUAAAUCAAAAGUGCCGAACAUCGACAAUGAUCUGAACGGACUAAGAUCCCAACAUUUUCCCCAUCGUAUUGCGGGGGGUGGGGGGGUGUUGUUGUGCGCGGGCCCCAAUCGGCCGGGACGUGUGCAGCGAAGAGCGACUGCGAUGAUGAAUCGCAAUCACGGCAAAAGGGAUUUCAUGUCGGAGAUGGAGGGCGAAAAGUACAGCCUGAGACCGCGCUCCAUCGCUAAACGUCUCGAGGUGGAACAGAAGCUCAAACAGCCCGUGCUGGCCAAACGGACGCCCAAGCCCAAACAGAAGCCGGCCCCGUUGAGCAAGUACCGGCGGAAGACGGCCAACGCUCGCGAGCGAUCCCGAAUGAAGGAGAUCAACCAGGCGUUCGAGACUCUGAGACGGGCCAUUCCGGCGGCGGCCGAAUCGUCCAUCUCGCCUUACUCGCACCACUCGGCAUCGUCCCCGUCCCCUUCGUCUUCGUCGUCGUCAUCGUCGUCGUCGUCCAGCAGCGAUCGUUCGUCGUGCGGCGGCAGUUCCAGCAGCAGCAGCGAAAAGUGGACGAAAAUCACGACGCUAAGGCUGGCCAUGGACUACAUCGAAGCCCUGACGCGCGUCCUGGAACACGACGCUCUCCUCAUGAACGACGACGACGGGUUCUGCGGCAGCGGGCUCCUGAUCAGCGACCGCGGAUCGCUCAGCAGUUUGGGCAGCAUCGGCAGCAGCAGCGGCGGCGAUUUGCUCUCCGACGACCUCGACUCUUUCGACGACAUCCCCAACAUCGGCACGUCCGUCAUCAACGGUGUCGAUCAUUGCUGCGCAGACGACGACAUGGCGUUCGACAUUUUUCUAGAGUCCGAUCACGGUGGCGACAGCCUUCAUUGCGCGUUCCAUCACCACCCGGAGCUGGUCGGAGCAGACACACCUCAACCCAAUACACCUUGAUCUUAAUUUCUUUUCUCUCUUUUCCCUCACUCAUAUGUCCGUCUGAUUUUUUUAAAAAAAUCUAAUUGAAAACAACAACAACAAACAACAACAACAACAAAAAGAGCUUUUGCUGUGGCUACGUUGUCGUGUGCAUGCGACACGGCAUCAUUUAUACCAAUUGUCUAGUCAAAUCGAAAUGACAUCCGCUGUCGUUUUUUUUUCUUUCUUUCCAACCCCCCCGUGUGCCAGCACCGCAAACUGUUGCAUCCAUCCUUUCAUUUUCUACUUGACGGUUCUUGCGAUUUGUUUUAUCGAAGCCAAGUGCCAGACAGAAACUUGAAAAUAAAAAUGUUUGUCGCAAAUCAAGAUUAAAAUCGAAGAAGAAGAAGAAGAAAAAAAAAUGUAAUCAAUUGGAACAUAUCAAAUCCGGUGCUGAAUUUUUCAAAAAAAAAAAAAAAAAAAAAAAAAAAAAAAAAAAAAAAAAAAAAAAAAAAAAUUAUUUUUUCUUACAUUCCAUCGCGUGAAUUGUUUGUUUUCCCUCUUCCCGAUUUGUGUAUCACCUCUAAAAGAGUUUCCCUUUUCUUUUUUCUUUUUUUGUGAAACAAAUAUGUCCUCCCCUAUUGUGCAUGUUUCCUUCUAUUUUCUAGAACAUGAUGACAUUACGCGUCGGUUGUUGUUAGCCAAUCAUUGCAACGUGUUUUUCUAAAAAACAAUCUCGUGACAGACUGAAAGACAAACAAUCAGUGCAAUUACUUAAUCGGUGGCCUCAUUCAAUACAUUGUCAGCAUUGGAUUCACACAUCGACGAAGAGAUACAAAAUAUUAAAUAGCGACAAGAAAAUGGAAGUGCAACGACAUCGCUGCGCAUUUUCAUUAUCUAUCGCCAAUGUUGGAAACCCCCCUCUUUACAAACGCACAAACACGAAAUGUAGUGUGUGGCGUAUUCGUCAAAAAAAAAAAAAAAAAAAAAACAAAUUAAAAAUAUAAAAAAAAAAAAAAACAAAUUAGAUCAAUGUCUUGUUGCUCCAUGCCAGUGUCGUUUGUUUCAACAAAAAAAUAAAUAUCACAGCCAUA
Daphnia carinata is the source of this 2227-nucleotide messenger RNA. RefSeq lists its product as uncharacterized. The coding region runs from base 381 to 1172 and encodes 263 amino acids. NCBI's taxonomy places the organism in Eukaryota, Metazoa, Arthropoda, Branchiopoda, Diplostraca, Daphniidae. The transcript has a single exon. Gene Ontology annotation, molecular function: protein dimerization activity. The record is from RefSeq and is a predicted model, not a curated record.